AUGUGUAAGUCCGAAACUUACGUGCUGGACGCCAGCUUCAAUCCCGAAGAGUUUGUGGAGGAUAUCAAGAAGGCAAAGGCUGCCGUGGGAGAAGCUACCCACGAGGAUGCGCAGCACUUGCAACGCUUGGUCUUCAUUUCUCAAGUCCUUCUCUACGGCGGACAUGUCCUGCUGCUGACCGGUGCAGCGCUGCCGUUCGGCGCGACAGCGCUGCUGAGUCUCAGCGCAGGUGCCUUGAUGAUCGCCUACGCGAGGUGCAUGAAAUGGGCCAUCAUUGGACACCACGUGUCACAUGGAGGCUAUGACAGCUUGCAGAAGAACCAUCCGGAUGCCCUGCCCAAGCAUUACAAGCGAGGAGUUUUUGCCAUUGGCUUCCGCAGGUUCUUCGAUUGGUUGGAUUGGAUGUUGCCCCAGGCUUGGGAUGUGGAGCAUAACAAGGCCCACCACUACUACCUCUCAGAGGAGAAGGAUCCAGACCUCGUUGAGCACAACUUCGAACUGCUCCGUGCCAUGCCUCUGCCGAAAGCGUUGAAGUACGCCUCGAUGGCGCUUUGGGUCUUCACGUGGAAGUUCACCUACUAUUCACCCAAUACCUACAAGGAGUUGGCGCUGUCCAAAAAGGACAGCUGGUUGGCCCGCAAUUGGCCUAGCUGGUCCAAGAAAACGGAUCCCGUGGUGGUCUUCGACGCCCUGCGGAUGCCGGUAGAGGCCUUGUGGAAGGGGAAACCGAAGGAUGCCCUCUUCUGGACCGUUUUUUUCGCGGAGUGGAGUCUUGCAAUUUUACCCAUGCUCAUUUCUGUGGCGCUCCCUGCUGUGUGGCCGCUCCUCUUGGGCCACUUUGGGCUUUGGUUUGGCGCCAGCAGAGCGACAGAGGCGGCCGUGCGUGCUCUGGUGACAGCGGUGGUGGCAGAUAUGUUUUCCAACGCCCAUGCCUUUGUCAUCAUCGCAUGCAACCAUUCGGGCGGCGAUCUCUACCGCUACUCCACCUCGUGCAAAGCAUACUCUGCGGAGUUUUUGCUCCGUUGUGCCUAUUCCUCCGCCAACUUCGAGUGUGGUAAUGAUUUGGUGGACAUCACCUAUGGCUGGCUGAACUACCAGAUUGAACACCACAUGUUCCCAGACAUGACUCCUUUGCAGUACCGCAAGUUUCAGCCGCUUGUGAAGAGCAUCUGCAAGAAGCAUGGUGUGAUGUAUGUCCAGCAGAAUGCCCUGAAACGCACUUGGAUGAUGUUUCAGGUGGCUGUUGGUGAUGCAGAAAUGAAACGCUGCACUGCUUUAGUUCCUCCGUCAGCGUACAAGUCUCCUGUGGAAAGUUCCACCGUCGUCAUGGGCGUCUCUGGUCCUGUUCCAAAACGACCCGUGCAGGACGCUUCCGCGUUUCCACAGCGUCCAGAUCGUCCUCCUCCACCGCCCAAAAAGGCGGCCACCGGUGGAAUUUCGCAGCGGCCAUCUUUGCGGGAGAUCAACAGAAGCAUCCUCCAGCGCAAAAGAACGAAGUUUCGCCAUGGUGUUCAGAUGGCUCGCAUGGCUGUCACCGGUGGCUGCAAUCACGAUUCAGGACCACUGCUCUUGGACCUGCACAGUCGCGCGGUCAGCAACGUGUCGUUGGCGGAUGGGGCCAUGGCCUGUGAACGACCGGCUGGUUGGUGUGCCACUGCCAGCAUGUACAGUUUAGAGGACUGUAACCUCGAUGGUAUCAAGGAUCAGGUCUGUGACAACAGUCUGGCCUCAGCCACUGACAAGCGAAAGAGCAUUCGACUCAGCGGUGAGUGCAACACCUACGACAUUGGUAAGGUGGAUGUGCCAGACUGUGGUGCCAUCCGAGAGAAGAGGCGCAUGGCGGAUCACUUCAUUUACAUCACCAAAUCGGACCAUAAGGUCUAUAAGCAAGAGCUAUCGAAGAUGACCCUGAACAGUCCCUGGAUUGAAGCAGGUCAGGGGGCACUGGUGGCCCUGGUGGUGUACAAGGAUGGCUUCUUUGGUAUUGGCACGGAUCACAGGAUCUACCGUCAAAGCUUUGCCAUGCUGUCCACAUCCUCCGAGUGGAAGGUGGUGGGGAAAGGAAACCUGGUGGCGGGCGAUGCGGUGGAUGACACGUUCUAUGCCGUGGGCACUGACGGCCUGAUCUAUUCCCAGAAGAUCAGUACCAUGUCGCCUAAGACGGACUGGACACAGGUGGUGGGCAAAGCGCAUGAGCAUCACAUCGUAUCCAUUGCCAUUCACAAGGCUAGUGACACGAUGUAUGCUGUGACUGGAGAUGAUGGAAAGCUUUGGAAAAUGAUCCUGAGUGAUUUGGGCAGUGCUGAGUGGGCCAAUGUGCCGCAGAAUGGCGCCUGUUUCUACAUCUCCAUCCGAGGUCAAAAGUUGACCGCCUUAACUGCUACCUCAUCCUGGUCCCGCAUUUCCAGCGCGGGUGCUGAGUCGGUCUUGGUGCCAAAGAUGAAGAUGUGCCGCGGAACACUGUUGGAGAAGAAAGGAGAUGACAUUGCUUGUGACAGCAUCAAGGAUGACACCUGCGGCAACUUCUACGAGAAGGCGGGCCACACGGAUGUCUACUUCCAAUGCCAACGCAGUCGCGCCUCACCGGCCUCUGAAGUGAUGAGCUGCCUGGCACAGCAACACUGCCUGCUGGACCCAUAG
Messenger RNA from Cladocopium goreaui, 2640 nucleotides. The record is from the annotation of a GenBank genome assembly. Lineage: Eukaryota; Dinophyceae; Suessiales; Symbiodiniaceae.